Durio zibethinus is the source of this 937-nucleotide messenger RNA. RefSeq lists its product as uncharacterized. NCBI's taxonomy places the organism in Eukaryota, Viridiplantae, Streptophyta, Magnoliopsida, Malvales, Malvaceae. The record is from RefSeq and is a predicted model, not a curated record.
CUGGAUAUAAUAAUCCAUUAAAUUAAAGCUCUAAAUACCCAAAGGUCAAUCUGACGCUAUAGUUCUUGCAACACUCUCCCUCGCUCUGACUGGUUCUCGGUUGAGAAAACAUGGGAAAGGACAAGCAUAAGCAUGACGAAAAGGGCCUCUUUUCACACCAUGGUCAUGGUCAUGGUCAUGGUCAUGGAGGAUACCCACCUGGUGCAUACCCUCCACCUCCUGGGGGGUAUCCACCCCCUGGAGGGUAUCCACCUGCUGGAGGGUACCCCCCUCAUGGUUAUCCACCUCAAGGCUACCCACCAGCUGGGUAUCCUCCUAGUGCAUACCCUCCAUCUGGUUAUCCAGGUGCAUCUCAUUCAGGGCAUGGUGGCGUUGGGGCGAUGAUUGCUGGUGGUGCAGCAGCUGCUGCAGCUGCUAUGGGAGCUCAUCAUGUGGGCCAUGGUGCUAUACAUCAUGGACAUCAUGGGAAGUUUAAGCAUCAUGGUGGAAAAUUUAAGCAUGGGAAGCACGGGAAAUUUAAGCAUGGGAAACAUGGAAAGCAUGGAUUUUUCGGUGGCAAGUUCAAGAAGUGGAAGUGAUUUACAAGUUGUGGACUGAAUCUAAUAAAAUUGAAUAAUUUGACCCCAAGAUCUCUAGUUAUGGUUUCUAUGAAUAAUUCAGACUUUUUUUGUUCGUUUGCCAUCUGGUUAUCUCCAAACAUUAUCGUCUUUGAGUUUGACAUUACAUCGAGUUCAUUGUUUGUUGGCUUUUACUACAUGCUUGUAAAUGAAACUACUGGAUCGCCCGAGUUUGGCAUCUAUCGCGGCCUGAAAGUGUCUUAUGUGGCUUUAAAUGCAAAAAUUCCUGCCUUGGGUUAGGGAAAGUGUUUUGUUCUUUGGUGCCGAGGCUUAUGUUUGCUCGUGUAAUCAAAGGAAAAUACAUUUUUUGGAUUGAGGAA